CAGAGAGAGAGAAUAUAAAUAAGGGGAGGUCCAGCUGUCCAGCGGGUGACGUGGCUGGGCAGGUCGAAGUGCUUGCUGAGGACUUCCGAUGCUCUGAGUUUGAACCUCGGAACCAUGUGGUAGCCGGAGAACCAACUCUGGCAAGUUGUCUCUACCCACUCCGUGGGCACCACGAUGUGAGAUAUACGCAUGCGCGUGACGUUCAGUGCGCUGAAUUGGGGUCAGCGGGUUGAAUCCUUAGUUUCUUUUAGGCUUAUAAGAAAACUACUAGCCCUUAGAAGUAACCAGAAUACGUAUAGAAUACGUUUGCAUUUAUCACAAAAUUAAAUAUUUUAAAUGUAGUUCUUUUUCUAUUUUUUCUUUUCAAUUUUUUUUUUAAAUAAUAAUAAGUCAAACAAGUACACGAACUGGUUUUCUCUGGAGCCAGAACAACAAAAGUUUGGGGGAAAAUGCAGUCGUCGCCAGCUCUUAAGCCUAUAGUGAACACCUCACAAAACAAUGUGUUGUUUCUGAAAACAAAGCUUCCCUUAAUCUGAUGUCUGGAGACUAGGUAAUUGUUUUCUCUGCAGGACUAGGAGGUAAGGUUUCUCCUGGCCUUUAUGCCUGCCUAGGAAAAGGUGUCUGUGACUCUUCACUCCUAGAGAAAGAAGAAAAGCUGAGGGGAGCAUCCCUGUCUUCAAGAGAGGAAGGGUCAGAACACUAAGACUUGCUAGACGGGGUUCAGAGACAAGGCAGCCAGGGCCAGCGCUCACCCCAGGCCCGAUACGCCUCUGCAGAAGGGCGCCCCUCGCAGCCCUAGCAGCCCAUGAUCAGCUCCAGCGGCCCCCCUUCAGCACCCAGAGAUGCGGGCGGCGGGGCUGCUGCUGCUGCUGCUAGGGCUAGCUUGCACCGUUCACGGGCUCUGCUCGCCCACUGUGUUCUACAGAGAUUGCUGGAUCCGCCGCUUCCCGGGACUGCUCUUGGACCUGGAGGAGUCUCAGAGGCUCGGAGCCCAGUUCCUCAAGUACUACUCCGAGAACACCGGACAGAAAUGCGGCCGCAGCUGCUGCCUCCGAAAGGAUGUUUCCUGUAAUGUGGCUGUCUUCUUCCACGAUCCUAUCCACGACAAUGUCAACUGCCUCCACGUACACUGCCCAACCCUGGAGAGCUGCAUCCUGGAGCCCGGGACCAGCGCCAUACUGUAUAACAUAACCGCAGGCACAGACCCAGACUUGCUGGUUUUUGAGCAUUCAUCUCCCACCUAUCCGAACACCCGCUCCUCAUCUGAAUGGUGGGAUAGACUGCGGGUUCUAAAAGCUGUGAAUGUAGGUAAUGAAGGAGCAUACCCAGAUGUGGUGAACCACACGGUGCCACCCACCGAGGCCGCCGCGGCAACCACACAUCAGGAUCUGGGUGCAAGCACAAGUAUCAGUUAUUCCAGGAAGUCAACCACGGAUGUGGGGAUAAGGUUCACUUCUGCGAAUGUGUCCAUGGCUACCAGGGUCAACACGGUGUCACCAGGCACAGACUUCACCAGCAGUCCAGACAACAAGACUAUUUCUCCUUUCUUUGGACCCACAGACACAAGAGUUUCCCAGGUGCCCAGCCAUUCCCGACUCAACAGUAGCAAACCUGCAAUGAACAAGACGAAGGGGUCCCACAGCAGGAACCGCACAUCUGAGAACAAAGAGGCACGGGAUGGAGCACCAGCGUCUGCAGGGGCCUGGCUGGCUUGUGUGACCCUGGGUGCUGCCAUUGUCAGCCUCUGCUGCCGUGUGGUCAUCGGGGCGUCCAGAUGCUGUGGGAAGCAGCAGGGCUGGUCUCAAGGGUCAGGAUCUGGGUGCAAACGUGACACACUGAAGGGAAGCUCCUAAAGGCUGGAGUUCCUAAGGCUUUCUGUGAGAAAGAGCAUUUUAUAAAGGAAAUAAUAAAAAAAAAAAAGAUAUUCUAGGAUACCAAUAUCUACCCAAAGGCUUGGUAGAAUUGUCUACUUUCCUGAUGGUUUCCGUUUCCUGAAUUGAGAGGAGGGGAUCCUGAGUUAGAAGUGAUAGCACCUUUGAUCCCAGCACUCUGAAGGAGGCAGGAGGAUCGGAAGUUCAAGGUCAGUCUCAGUUACAGAGUGAGUUCCAGGCCAGCCCCAGCUACAUGGGACCCUGUCCAAAAGAAAAGGGAUGGACGAGGAGGAGGGGAAGAGACAGGGCUUACAGGGGCCUGGUUCAAAAGCCCUGUAACUGCUCAGUAAUUGCUCUUUGGGGAUGACUGGUUAGAGGUCUAGGCAAACGAGCAAGGCCAGGACUUCCUGUGUUCAUGUCCCCUCCACUGAUGCUUCAAUCCCUGGAACCCACGGGGUGAAAGGAGAGCAGGGUCCUGAAGUCGUCCUCUGACUUCUAAGAGUACUGUAGUGUAUGCAUGUGCGCGUGCGUGCACACACACACACACACACACACACACACACACACAUACAUAUAAUAAAUAUCUACCAUACAACUAAAAAAUAAACUUCUUAAAAAAAUAAAGUUAAAGGAAAAAAAUGACUAAAAGAACAGUUUCCUCAGACAUUAAAACAAAACAAACUGCCCAGUGGCUUAAAAGACGCUUCUCCUUCCCAGUAUUGACACUGGGUGAAAAGUAGCAAUUUCUUUUAAUAUAAAAAAGGUAGGGCCAGAGAGAUGGCGCAGUGUGUAAAAGGGCUUGCCUGACCGCAGGCUUCUCAGCUCCUGGGACUUACAGUACAAGAACAGACUCCCAAAAAGCUGUUGCUUCCACCCAGAUACCAAGAAGCUCCCACACAUACAAACAUGCAUGAGCAUACAUGCACACAUGCGCGCACACACACACACACAUUCACAUAUGUACCCUAACACCCAUGUACAUAUGUAGACUUAGUAACACAGAUUCACAUAUGCAGGCACACACACACAUACACAAGGAAGAAAAUGUUUUAUCAGUGGCAUAUCAAAUGAAAUAAAAAUCCGAUUAAAAAUGUAA
Messenger RNA from Apodemus sylvaticus (European woodmouse), 2967 nucleotides. RefSeq names its product MANSC domain containing 4 (gene Mansc4). The coding region runs from base 843 to 1853 and encodes 336 amino acids. The record is from RefSeq and is a predicted model, not a curated record. The transcript is spliced from 3 exons. Lineage: Eukaryota; Metazoa; Chordata; Mammalia; Rodentia; Muridae.